AAGAAAGAAUCCGCGACUCCUCUCUCUGGUGACAGGUAAGGAGGGGAAAGGGAAUUCGGGGUUGGCGCACACGCUUCUCCUCGUUUAGGGAUUCCCCGUCUCCGCCUCUCCGGCCUUUCGAUUACUCCGGUUUCGAUUGCCCGGGGAGGAGCACCUCCUGUCGUCUUCGCUUGAACCCGGUCGGAUCUCCACGGAAAGAUCCCGUUUUUGUAUUCGUUCGAUUGGUUCCUUAGGGUUCCGGGGUCGCGGCGAUGGCCGGCGCGCUGGUGGAUCGAGCCACGAGCGAUAUGCUGAUCGGCCCCGACUGGGCGAUGAACCUCGAGAUCUGUGAUAUCCUCAAUCACGACCCGGGGCAAGCUAAAGAUGUUGUUAAGGUCCUCAAGAAACGUAUUGGGCAUAAAAAUUCUAAGGUUCAGCUUCUUGCACUAACACUACUGGAAACAGUGAUAAAAAAUUGUGGGGACAUAGUUCAUAUGCAUGUUGCUGAGAAAGAUAUACUGCAUGAGAUGGUCAAGAUUGUAAAGAAGAAGCAACCUGACCUUCAUGUGAAGGAAAAGAUACUUAUAUUAAUAGACACAUGGCAAGAAGCUUUUGGUGGUCCACGGGCAAGAUACCCUCAAUACUAUGCAGCAUAUCAGGAAUUAUUGAGAGCUGGAGCUGUAUUUCCACAGAGAUCUGAGAGUUCUGCACCUAUUUUUACUCCUCCACAGACGCAACCUUUGCGAUCAUAUCCUCCAUCAGUGCGAAGUCCUGAUUAUCAAAAUGAAGCACCUGAAUCUUCAGUUGCAUCUGAUUUUCCUGUUUUGAGCCUCACUGAAAUUCAGAAUGCUCGUGGGAUCAUGGAUGUUCUUUCAGAAAUGUUGAAUGCCUUGGAUCCUGGAAACAGAGAGGGACUUAAACAGGAGGUAAUCGUUGAUCUUGUUGGUCAAUGCCGUACUUACAGACAAAGAGUGGUGCAUCUCGUGAACACAACUGCAGAUGAGGAGCUGCUUGGUCAAGGACUUGCUCUGAAUGAUGAUUUGCAGAAGGUACUUGCGAAGCAUGAUGCUAUUGCUGCAGGACUUGCUGUUCGUGUGGAGAAACGAAAGUCACUUCAGACACUCGUCAAUAUUGAUGAUUCUUCAGCAAGCAAAGAGCCACAACAGAGGCCAUCAAGUACAAGCACAAGUAACCAGCCUCCUCUUCAGCAACUAUUGCUGCCUGCUCCUCCAUCCGAUGGUGCAGGAACCACUUCAGUAAAAGUUGAUCCCAAUAUGGACCUUCUUAGUGGCGAGGACUACAAUAAACCUACAACAGAGAAUCUGCUAGCUCUUGUUCCUGUCAGUGAACCGCUCAACAAUUCUGCUUCUGACCAGAAUGUCUUGGCACUCGCAGACAUGUUUUCUCCAAACGACUCUACCAAUAACAACAAAAAUCCUGCAAACACUUUUGAUUCAAAUUCUACAUUUCCAACACAACAGACAUAUCCUGCUUUUUCGAACCUUCAGCAGCAGGCUCAGCAGACACAACAGCCUCAAUUUUUUACUAAUGGAGGCAUCCCAAACUCAGGGGCACCUCAAUUUGAGCAGUCAAGUCAUGACCAGGGAAUGCAGCUCAACCUGGCAACCACUCCAUGGAAUGGUCAGUUUGCUCCAGCAUAUAAUCCACAGCAGCAGGCACUAGGUUAUGAUGCAAAUAAUCAAAGUGGAGCUCUUCCCCCACCGCCAUGGGAGGCACAACCUGUGCAGAAUGAAAUGCCUGGCUUGCAGCAUCAACCGCUUCAAACUGAUCAGCUUAGUGUGCAUCCCUUAUCAGUUCAAACUGGUCAACUCCGGGGCAUGCAAGCUCAACCCAUGCUCGGCAGCCAGCUCGGAGGCAUGCAACCUCAACAAACGUCAGGCGGUCAGCUUGUAGGAAUGCCUCCACAACAUAUGAUGGGCCCCCAGCUUACUGGGUUGCAACCUCAGGUUGUCCAGGGCGAUCAGUUUGUAGGCAUGUAUCCUCCAAUGCAGAACAGCCAGAUGAGAGCCAUGUAUCCGCCACAGAUAUUCGGAGGUCAUAUGGUUGGUAUGGGUCAACAGCCUAUGCAGGGUACAGGCUAUGGGUAUGGGCAGCAGCCGGGUGCUCAAUUCUAUGAUCCAAUGAGACCUACAUACCCUUAUUAUACUCCAAAUGCACUUGGGCAGAGAAUGUAUGGGCUUUCGGUGCAAGAUAAUAACACGUACGCGAGUAAGGCUUCGUCAUAUCAGAUGCCCACAUCCUCAUCUUAUCUGCAGAAUUCGAACAAACCAUCAAAGCCUGAGGAUAAGCUCUUUGGUGAUCUUGUUAGUUUGGCCAAAAACAAAGCUAAAUAAGCCUCUGCUCCUAAGGUCGAGAUAUUGUAAAAUCAGUGUGGAACUGUUUCUUCACACUUUUUUUUUUUGAUUUCAUAUGCUGGUUCUGGUACUUGCUUUCCUUACAUGUAUUAUCUCUUUCUGCCUCCUCAUUUGUAUGAUGUCCUUUUCUUUUAAUCAUGUACAUUUAGAGGGGAAAAGGAUAAAGGUUGAUUAGAAAGAUUUAAGAUACGUUUUUUUGGUUA
Molecule: messenger RNA, 2557 nt
Organism: Musa acuminata AAA Group (dessert banana)
Lineage: Eukaryota; Viridiplantae; Streptophyta; Magnoliopsida; Zingiberales; Musaceae
Product: TOM1-like protein 9
Exons: 10
Coding region: 252-2333 (693 amino acids)
Biological process (GO): protein transport to vacuole involved in ubiquitin-dependent protein catabolic process via the multivesicular body sorting pathway
Molecular function (GO): phosphatidylinositol binding; ubiquitin binding
Source: RefSeq, a predicted model, not a curated record